Zasmidium cellare ATCC 36951 is the source of this 1788-nucleotide messenger RNA. RefSeq lists its product as uncharacterized. Bases 1 to 1788 code for a protein of 595 amino acids. The transcript is spliced from 6 exons. Gene Ontology annotation, molecular function: fluconazole transmembrane transporter activity. NCBI's taxonomy places the organism in Eukaryota, Fungi, Ascomycota, Dothideomycetes, Mycosphaerellales, Mycosphaerellaceae. The record is from RefSeq and is a predicted model, not a curated record. Gene Ontology annotation, biological process: xenobiotic detoxification by transmembrane export across the plasma membrane.
AUGAGUGAGCUCUUCCGGGAUACGGCCUUUGGCCACCUCGUCCGCUUCGUGUCCCGCGGCAAGUUUUUCAAGUACCAAGAGGAGAUUGAUCCUUCGCUGUACACGCGAUUCAUCGAUGAGAAGAAGUCCGGGUACAUGGCCCAUCAUGGCGAUACCAAUCCACCAGCAGACGGCACCGAACCACAGACUCUUGGUGGCGUCAGGACUCGCGAAGAGCGAUAUACUACCGAAUCACCACCGAGACUAUCGACAAACCGACGAUCAUCUUCAGAGCAAACGCGAGUCGGCCAGGAGAAUGCCAACGUCAACUACGUUAGCGGCGUCCAGAUCGACCAGGAAAAGGGCAAGGACGUCCACAUCGUCAGCUGGUGGGGCGAUAACGAUGCUGAGAACCCACGGAAUUGGAGUCUUUUCAAACGAUGCUUCGUCACCUUCGAGAUUUGCCUCUUGACGACGUCCGUUUACAUUGGAUCUUCCAUCUACUCGGCCGGUACGGAGAGUGUCAUGGCCACCUUCGGCGUCAGCCAAGUCGCUGCAACACUGGGACUUUGCUUGUUCGUAGGAGGAUACGGGCUUGGUCCCAUGCUCUGGUCGCCCAUGAGCGAGAUCCCCUUCAUCGGAAGGAAUCCGAUCUAUCUGGGCACACUGGUCAUCUUCGUUGCGCUGCAACCGGCUGUGGCCAUGGCCACCAACUUUGGCAUGCUCCUCGCAUUCCGUUUCAUCACCGGCUUCUUCGGUAGCCCGGUUCUGGCUACGGGUGGUGCAUCGCUGACUGACAUUUGGAGACCUCAGAAGCAAGCAUACGCCAUUUCUAUCUGGGGCAUUGCGGCAGUCUGUGGUCCCACACUUGGUCCUCUCAUCGGCGGUUUCGCAGUCCAGUAUGGUGGGCUCAACAACACCAUUCAAGCACCAUGGCAAUGGCCAAUUUGGGAGCUCAUGUGGUUGUCGGGCUUCUGCUUGGUCUUCCUUUUCUUCUUCUUCCCAGAGACGAGUGCCAACAACAUCCUCCUUCGACGAACCAAGCGCCUGCGCAAGUUGACCGGCAACGACAAGCUCACAUGUGAGCCAGAACUCAUGGCCGCGCAAAUGUCCGGCAAGGAGGUGGUCAUGAUGUCGCUCGUCCGUCCUUUCACGCUCAACUUCCUUGAGCCGAUGGUCUUCUUGCUCAACUUGUAUAUCGCCUUGAUCUAUGGCUUGCUGUACAUCUGGUUCGAAUCGUUCGUGGUCGUGUUCAUUGACAUCUACCACUUUGGCCUGGGCACUGAGGGUCUUGCCUAUCUCGGUAUUCUCAUCGCCGUGUUUUUGGUCGUCCCGCCAUUCUUUGCCUACCUGUACUACUACCUGGAACCAAAGUUUGACGAGAACGGCAAUGUAAAGCCUGAGCUGCGUCUCAUCCCAGCUAUGUUUGGUGGUUUCUGCAUUCCAAUCUGUCUAUUCUGGUUCGGCUGGAGCGCACGACCAGACGUCCACUGGAUCAUGCCCAUCAUCGGAUCCGGAUGGUUCUCGAUCGGUGCCUUCCUGCUCUUCAACUCUGUGCUCAAUUACCUGCCAGACGCAUACCCCGAGUACGCAGCAAGUGUGCUGGCCGGCAACGACUUUAUGAGGUCCAGCUUCGGUACUGGAUUCCCGCUCUUCGCAUCUGCCAUGUACGGCAACCUGGGUGUUGCUUGGGCGAGCAGCACGUUGGCUUUCAUCUCGCUUGCUUUCAUUCCGAUUCCGUUCUUGCUGUACAGGUAUGGCGAGACAUUGAGGAAGAACUAUUCGAAGCAUGCUCGCAAAGACAUAUAG